Protopolystoma xenopodis is the source of this 258-nucleotide messenger RNA. The record is from the annotation of a GenBank genome assembly. NCBI's taxonomy places the organism in Eukaryota, Metazoa, Platyhelminthes, Monogenea, Polystomatidea, Polystomatidae.
AUGCACCAACUUUGCCGUGUGUUUAGACGAGAUUCGGUCGACUGGUAUUGGGAUAUGCUCAUCUGUCGGUUUCAGACUCGCCUGUUGACUCUCCCGCCCGAAUACACGUCCUGCAAUGGACUGUGUGAUUCCCACCAGCGUCCGUUUGCGGCAUCUGCCGUCGGCACAGCCCAGUUGACAGCCACGCCUCCACCUCGUUUUGCCGUCGCCGCGGUUACACACGAACGAGUAAACGUCUACUUGUCUUAUGCACUGGUG